AUGUGCGCCGUUGCUGUCUGCUCUCCUUGCAUGUCUGUUCAAUACAUUAUGCUUCGCAAUCGUCCAUCGAGAGUCCCUCUUGGAAUGGCUGAUGUCAAUCAGGUGGAGCAACGCCUAGAGCUCAAGCAGGCUUCGCAUCCCCUUGUUGCCCAGACUGACUGGGCCUAUAUCCAUCACCAACAACAGAAUACCCGCACUCCGCCACAGCCCCACUACAACCUUGGUGAAGACGCUCAAAGAUCGAGGGAUGCGAGCCUCGUUCAGCUUGAUCCAAACCGCCAUGUUCCGCAGUUUGCCGUCUACGAGUCAAUUGACUCUGCUGAAGACAGUGAUUCUGACGACACCGCCUCUACAGCUUUCAGGUCCGUUGCUCGGGUUGUCCAUAUAGCAGAGGUCAGUCCCAUCAUCACUCAAGUAUCUGGCUACGAUCCUCCUGCUCUUGUGACCAUCGACCCUGAGCCACGGCCAACACAAGGCCAUCACCGUUUUGGAACGACCGACGGUUAUCGCCAUCAUCCGAACAACCUCCUUGCACCUGUCAGAUCUCGCUACAGCCUAGAUACUCGUGCUGGCUAUCCACAUCAGCCUUCUCGACAAGCUCCCAGUCACAUUCCUCAAAGAGACUCCGAUCCAAGGACGACGACUAUUUCUCGAAGAGGACAGAAUCCAAACGCUGUCUCUUUUGCUCCUCGCGAACAUCUUGGUUCUCCCUUUCAGGAAGUUGAUCCUCAGCACCGGGCCAAUAUCGCCUCUGUAUAUCGUCGAGGAGGGACACUCAGGACAAGGCCGUCUAUGUCCGGUAGUGCUACAGUCGGUCGUGGUGGAAUGAAUUAUCAAACAAGGCCUAGGCCGAUGCCGCGCCCUCGAGGAUCGUUGAUGCCUAGAAGGCCAUCAGUCAGGGCAGCUCGUCGGACCGGCGGCCAUCUGAGACCACCAGCUGCAUCCUCGAUAGACUCAGUCAUGGACCGUUAUCCCAUUUUCCCCUCACUGGCCGGUCAAUCCGAUUCAUCAAGACCGGACAGCCUAUUCAUUCCACAACGCGAACGCAUACCUCAGAGAAGAGGCAUUCUCGCUCCACCGAGGGAAUUGAGGAUCAACAAUACGCCGCAUCCUCCAUCUUGGCUCUCAUCAGCUACGAAAUCUCAACACUCCGUAUCAUCUCGAGCCUCUGGCAGCAGCUUCUCCGAUACGCCCAUGCUUUCCGCCCCCAACGAGGCUUCAAGACAUGGUUCCAUUGGCGCUAGAAGCUGGGAUGGUCAUGGGAUCAUCAAUGUAGGCAGUGUCCGCUCCUCCUAUGCUGGUAGCCGAAUUUCCCUGCUUAGUGGAAGUGUUGGAAACCAGAGUAGCGGACUCCCCCCAUCGCACUCACCCCUGGAUCUACUGACUCAAGCGUUGCGGCGGUUGUCUACGGAUCAAUCAGCGAGAUCACAAUCUUCGUUAGAGUGUGCCUCUGGCGCGACAUCCACAGACGGGCGUCUCUUGAGUGGCAGUGUGUUUUACUCAGACUCUGACGAGGAGAUUGGUGAGGGCGAGACUAGGUCCCCGAACUACAGUCGUCAAAUGUCGUCGCAUACCGACGGGCAAAGUAUCGAUGAACGAGAACGCGACUUUGAUCGCAAGCCUCUGCGUCACCUCGGGAUAGCGGCACGAAUCGUAGAUGUAGAGGCUGAUUGUCAGAGCGGAACAAUCAGACCAUUCUCGACGUCGCCAUCUAACCAGUCUCUGAACUCAAACCCUAGGAUUGACACCGCCCUGGUAAACAGUUCGCCCCCUGGAGAUUUGCCUGACCUUCCACAAAGCACUCCAGGUCAACAGCUGGCGCGGCCAAUAAGAGCUGCUCACGCGCCUGGUCCCAGCCUUCGACCUCACGCAACUCCAAAGGUGAGAGUCUAUGAUGAUGAGCAGCCAGCUAGCCUGCAACCUCAGACGCCCGCAGACCUCCGCCAUCGAUUCAAACCCAGUACCGACACUGUGGCGCCUGCCACUUGUGAAACAGUACGUACUCAUGCCAGGAGCUCGGCCACGGAACAGUCGCUUCUGGUCCCACCUCGAAACGCUCAUCGCAACACAUACCCUGCGUUCCAACAGCCUAGCCCACAGCCGUACACGACGAACUCGCAACCGUCUAGUCCCUACUCACCCAACCUCGACCUGAGGAAUGCUGCUGCUAUCAGUGCGGUCCAAAGAAGACGCACAGCUCGAGCGGUGUCCAACGAAAAUGUCAUCGAUCCAAUCACAAAUGGUAUGGAAGCAGAGAGGGAGGCGUUCUUGAGACGUAUGAGACCAGAUGAGGGCAGAUAUGAGCGAUACAUAUCGUGA
This is a messenger RNA of Aureobasidium namibiae CBS 147.97, 2319 nucleotides long. RefSeq lists its product as uncharacterized. The coding region runs from base 1 to 2319 and encodes 772 amino acids. The transcript is spliced from 3 exons. The record is from RefSeq and is a predicted model, not a curated record. Lineage: Eukaryota; Fungi; Ascomycota; Dothideomycetes; Dothideales; Saccotheciaceae.